GUAGGCCCAGAGACUUCAGUUCGAUUCGGCCCAACAACACACCACACACGACACACUCGGCACACCCACAAAAUACUCCAAUCUGACCCCCAAACACACACUUUCGAAUCCUUUAGCAAAUACUCCACAAUACACACAUGAACACACAAAAAGCUAAAAUCCUUAUCCAAGUUGGACACAAAUUCAGUUCCAAGCUCGUCCACACGUAGUUCCCAAAAAACAUCAUUUUUCGGAAUCGCUCAGAAAAUUGCAUAUCGCAUUCCAUCGGUCGCCUCGCCCAAAAAAAAAAGCAUUUCCUUAAAAAAUUGAGAAAUAAAUUGGACAUCAAGAUCACGGAUUAGACAGACAAGCUCCAGAUUAAGGCUAAGAUGCAGAAGGGAGUCAAGGAUAAGGAGAACCGGGCAACCAGUACAGGUCCGGAGAUCUAUGAGUUCAAUCAACAGCAGCAGCAGCAGCAACCCAAUCCCGGAAAGGCCAAUGAAGGCUUCCUUGGCAGUUUCCUAUCAAAGGGUCUGAAAACCAACCAGCUGGUGGUGAACACGGAUGAGAAGACCCUGCGACCCGUUGCCCGUUUAAAGGAGCCGCGCGAUCUCUUCGCCCUGCCGAAGGACAAGGACAAUGACUGCUCACAGCAGGCCCCCAGAUGGCCGGUCGAAUGCCAGGUCAUCGAGGAGCGAAUCACACACAUUCCGUACGUGCCCCCAACACCGGAGCCCCUCAACGCUCCCACGGGAAACGAACUGAAGCCGCGACCCGUCGGCGAGGAGAACGGCAUCGUCGUCUUCAGCUAUAGUCCGAUCAGUGCCGUAAAUUACGCCAAGCCCAAGGUGAAGAAGGAAGAGGAUGAAUCGAGCGACGAGUCGGACUACUCCUCGGACUCCCGCUUGGACUCCACGCCCCCCAGCCGGGCCACGCCCAUGCGAUUGGCGGGGGGAGGGGGCUGUGCCCGCGGCAAGAUCAACAGCGUGUCCAAGAUGAUCCACAAUGUCGAUAAUCGAUCCACCAGCGCCUCCUUGGACGACAAUGAUGACUACGACGAUGACUACGAGGAGUACGAAACCAGUGGCGAUGGAGGAGAGGGUGAGGCCAGGGAAAAGGCCAUGAUCAAGGAUCUUAUCGAGGCGAAGAAGAAGCGCUACCAGGAAGAGUCAGCAGUGACGGCCAGGAACUCGCGGGCCGGCAGCCACUCGGAGGCCAGCAAGGAUCCCAGCGACAUCGACAACAUCUGGAAGAACAACACCAGCGAGUACAAGCCCGCCUCGCCGCGCUACAUCCUCAGCCAGUUUGGCAAGAACGUGGUCAUCGACCAGAUUCUGGAUCCCGACGAUCCCACGCAGACGAACGCCGGCGGCGGAGGCGGAUCCGGAUCCCAAAAGGUAUCAAGCCAAUACGCGGUUACACCCAUCAAGUUGCCCAAAACGAACAUAGCCCGCUUGGAGGUGGCCUUUGAGCGGAGCACCCGCGAUACAGUCUCCCCCUCGUCGUCCUCGGGCGGCCAGACCCAGUCCCGGAAACGUAAGCGCGGGGGUGCCAUAAAGAUGGGCAAUGAAAACGAUGGUCCCGGUGACAGCAGCACCGAGGAGACCAGCAGCUCCAGUCUCGGGGAGGACGAGGAGGACGACGACGACGAAGACGAUGACGACGACGACGACGUGGAGUUGGGCGAGACCGACACGGAGGAUUCCGGUAGCGGUGAGACGGUCUGCCAGGCCGAGCCCAUUACCGAUUCCAGCCAGUCCGUCGGCGGAGUAGUCUUCUCGCCCAGGCUGGCGGGCGGGGCCGAGAAACGCACCUGUUCCGGUUCGGUGUCGGAUACCGAGACUCUGGUGGGGGACGAGACCAGGAGCAGGCUACCACCCGGGAGUCACCACCAUGCCGGAAUGACGGCGGUAGCGACUCAGUCCAAGAUGCGCCAGCCGCAGGGACGCCCUCCCAACCGGGCAGUACCCUACACGCAUGCGGCCACAGUGGCAGCAGCGGCGGCUUCGGCGGCGGCCAGAAAUCGGCAACGCGGCGUAGAAAGCUUCCAGGGUUCGCUGAUUCAAGACCAAGAUUCAAGAGUAGCAGGCGGCGGCGGCGGGGGCCUGGGGGGUGCCGCUAGCUAUAAUUCAAGCACUGGCACCGCCACCACCACCAGCACCAUUGGCACCUCCACAUCGGGUGGGGGCAGCAGUUACAUGGGGAGCAGCGUUUUCCGGCUGAGCAAGGAGCAGCAGCAGUUGUUGCCGCCAGGACUGAAUCCGAUAGCCAGCCAGGAAACGACUGGAACGACAACCACGACCAGUACUAACCAGGAGACGAUCACCUCGUCGCAAUCUUUUCUCUCCUCUGACUUUCCCCAAGCACAGUUCAGCCGAUCGGCGGUGGGCGGAGCCCGGUUCGUCACCAACUGCCAUCCGAUGAAUCCCGAGGAGUACGACGGCCUGGAGUUCGAGUCGCGCUUCGAGAGCGGCAACCUGGCCAAGGCGGUGCAGAUCACGCCCACCUACUACGAGCUCUACCUGCGCCCCGAUCUCUACACCAGCCGCUCGAAACAGUGGUUCUACUUCCGUGUCCGGCGCACCCGCCGCAAGAUGCUCUACCGCUUCUCCAUCGUGAACCUGGUCAAGUCCGAUAGCCUCUACAAUGACGGCAUGCAGCCGGUGAUGUACUCCACGUUGGGAGCCAAAGAGAAGAGCGAAGGCUGGCGGCGAUGCGGCGACAACAUCUGCUACUAUCGCAACGACGACGAGAGUGCCGGGAAUAGCGCCAACGAGGAGGAGGAGGACAACUCGACCUACACGCUAACCUUCACCAUCGAGUUCGAGCACGACGACGACACGGUAUUCUUCGCGCACAGCUACCCGUACACCUACAGCGACCUGCAGGACUACCUCAUGGAGAUCCAACGUCAUCCGGUCAAGUCCAAGUUCUGCAAGCUGCGCCUCCUCUGCCGCACUCUGGCGGGGAACAAUGUGUACUAUCUGACGGUGACAGCGCCCUCUAGCAACGAAGAGAACAUGCGGCGAAAAAAAUCGAUUGUGGUGUCGGCGAGAGUCCAUCCCAGCGAGACGCCAGCGUCGUGGAUGAUGAAGGGUCUCAUGGACUUCAUCACCGGCGAUACAACGGUGGCCAAGCGACUGCGUCACAAGUUCAUAUUCAAGCUGGUGCCGAUGCUGAAUCCCGACGGCGUCAUCGUGGGCAACACCCGCAACUCGCUGACCGGCAAGGACCUCAACCGACAGUACCGGACGGUCAUCCGCGAGACAUAUCCAUCCAUUUGGUAUACCAAAGCCAUGAUUAGAAGACUGAUUGAGGAAUGCGGCGUGGCCAUGUACUGUGAUAUGCACGCACACUCACGCAAGCACAACAUAUUCAUAUAUGGGUGUGAGAACAAGCGCAACCCAGAGAAGAAGCUCACCGAGCAGGUCUUUCCCCUGAUGUUGCACAAGAACAGCGCGGAUCGGUUCUCCUUUGAGAGCUGCAAGUUCAAGAUCCAGCGCAGCAAGGAGGGCACCGGCCGCAUUGUUGUCUGGAUGCUGGGCAUCACCAAUAGCUAUACGAUCGAGGCCUCCUUUGGUGGCUCCUCCCUGGGAUCGCGUAAGGGGACACACUUUAAUACGCAGGAUUAUGAGCAUAUGGGACGAGCAUUUUGUGAGACACUCUUGGACUACUGCGAUGAGAAUCCGAACAAAGUAAAGCGGCACGCAAAGUUGUUUAGACAAAUCAAAAAGAUAAGAAAACGCGAGAAACGCGAACAGAAAGCAUUAAAAUUACAGAAAAUGGCCGAUCAGAUUUUAAAUUUACUCAAACAACAGGACCGACUACGAUCCAAAAUCAUCGAAAGACUGAUGCGAGAAGGCUCUAGUGCCGACGAGCCAUUAAAUAUACCUUUGUCUGAUUACUCAAGCGACGAGGGCAAUUGCAGCUCGAGUUCUGAUAACGAGGGCAAGCACUCGAUAACCGCCUCCGAUUUGGAGGGUCCUUGUUGUGCCCCCACCCGAGCACCGCCCAGUUCGCCAGAGGUCAUCCACGAGAUACGCAAGUUCCGCAUGCGACGCAUGCGCAAAGUGAUGCACGAGCUGGACAGGAUCUACUUCACACCCCUGUUCCAACGCAAGUUCAAAACGCUGACGUCACUGAAACGUAGGCGCCACAAGCUGGGCUGCAAGACGGCAGUGCCGCCCAAGCGCCUCAAAGCUGGAGCCACUGCGGGAGCGGGAGAUGCCGCGUCAGUUGGACCAGCCACUUCCGGGAGUGACCCGGGGGCGGCAUCCCAGCAACAACAGCUGCCACCGCCACAGCAAUCCCAACUGCAACAGCGAAAGCAGCUGGGCGUGAGACCACUGCCGGCGAAGAGAACCCAACAAAUGGUGGCCAUGGCCAGUUCAGAGAGUUCCGACAGCGGGGACUCGGACUCGGAGUCGCAGCGGGAUCAGGACUCCAGUGCCAGCACCAAUGUCAGUGGCAUCAGUAGCGGGGUGGAGGUGAAGCGAAAGCUCAAGUCCGCCGUGGCAAAGAAGUCGGCCAAGAAGAAGAAGUUCAUGCCCAUCGAGAAGAAGAAGGUGGUGAUCAACCAGAAGCUCCAUGUGGACCGUAACUUCCGACUGUGGCUGGCCAAUCGUAGAAUCUACAUCUAUCGCCGUAAAAAGGUGACUCUGCAGACGCGCCGCACCCGGGUGAGGAACAAGCCGCCGAAGAAACGCGGCGAAGUGGUCCGCACCACCCUGGACUUGCCCACCACGGAUCCGGGCUCGGAUCUGCACUUCUCCACCGACGACGAGGAGCACUCGCCGGCAUCCGGACACAAUGGCUACGGAGCCGUGGCUCCCCUCCGGCACACCCUGCUGCAGAGUGAUCUCCAGCGACGCUACAUCGAGGAGAUUGGCGACACGGUCGUCCAGAAGCCGAAGCCGGCGAACAUGCCGCCAGAGCUGAUAGUGACCACGCCCUCGAAGAGCGGCACGCCGGGCGGUGGAAAGAAACUGGAUGUCUACAAGCUGACGCCGCGCACGGCCCCCGAACUGGAGAUGGGCGGAGGGGGCGGUGGCCACCACAUGUCCACCAUUUUGCAUCGACAAGGCGGUGGCGUCGUAGCAGGCGGCACUUCGGCCCGACGCACCUAUUCCUGGCACAACCUCGACCAGCAGGAUAUACCCAGUGGCAGUGGAGGUCAGAACAAGGCCAACUUCUACAUGGGCGGCGACGCCAAGCCCACCAUGAAGGCGAUGCCCAAGCCGCCGCCCAGAAGGAGCGUUCCGAGCAACUUUAUCCCCCAGCGACAUGGCGCCAACGGGCCCACUGCCGAUGACCUGCAGCUGAAGCUGUCGCUCAAGAAGAAGGUCUGGACAGGAGCACACGGUGAGCCGGACGGUCGUCCGCUUGCCUGGUACAAGGGACACUCGAUACCCGGACCUCAGAUGACAGCUGCCAACGCAGCUGCGGCCGGAAUUCGGAGUGCCGGAGGCGGAGGAAACGUGGGCAGUGGCCAUGGCAGGAGCAUGUACACCGCCAGUGGCCGGGAGGCGGCAGCAGUGGCAGCUGCCUCCGGAGGAAUGGCCAUGGGCGUGCCGCCCGCAUUUAUGGGAGCGCCACGCAAGCCCCGGAAACUGGAGCAAGUGGAUCUGUUCAAUGCCUGUUCCCAGAAGCUGCUUCUGUGGCAACAGCAAGAGGAGACGAAGCGCAGCCACCCGCAUCCCCCCCAGCGUCUGAUGAAAGUGGAGGAUCAGCAGCAACACCACCAGCACCACCAGCGGGAACGGGAACGAGAACGCGAGCAGCACCAGCGAGACAUGAUGCGUGCCUUCAAGCCGAUGCAGCUGUCCAAGAAAUCACUGGCCCAGGGCCAUGCCAAGGGCCUGCAACAGGGCAUGGUGGGCGAGUCGGGCGGCAAGGUGAAGCGCAAGUCCAGCAGCCUGAUGAAGAUAGCAGAGACUACGCAGCUGGUCACGCGGUUCGCCCGAAAUCGCAGCAGCGCUGGUGGGUCCGCCGUCCAGCAGCAACAACAGCAAGGGCAGCAGUCCCAAGUCCAAAUGCACCAGCAGAGGAUCAUGUUCAAGGGCGGCGCCGGCGGCCCCAUGAGCGGACGAAUGCAUUCCGCCGGAGUGCUGGGCGGAGGCGGUGGUGGAGUACGGGCUCCGAAUAAAUUCAAAACAGGUGGCCUGGUAAUCACGGCUGUCCAACAGCCGUCCAAUGUACCCGGCGGCAGUUCCCGACGUAUGCGGAAUGCUGCCGGCUUGCAUGCCAAGAGCAGUACAGGGAUCGUGGGACCCGGUUCCGGGUCCGGAGCAAUGCAUUUCCAAACAACGCGAGGUGGCGGCACCAUGGUUCAGGCCACCAAAUCCUCCACUGGCAUCACCCUGGACACCGUCAACCUCGUCCGCAAGGUGAAGACCAAACUGAAGAAGCGCAAAUCCCGGACCCUCUCCACCGGACCCCCCAAGUAAACCAUGUCCAGAUCCCGUCCAGAUGAGUGCUGCUUAAUAUUCGAAUUGUUUCCGGUCCAGUUUUGAGUUUCAAAAUUAUGUAGCCAUCGAAGGAGUUUUACCGCUAGAUCCUUUGGUCUGAUCCGAUAUCUUAACCCAAGUAACAAGUAACAAAUCCCCUCGCCCUCACACGUUUUGGUUGCGAUUUUAAACCGAAAACGAAAAACGAGUCCAAAUUUUAGUCCAAUUUUCUAGGCAUGGCAAAAAAGGAAUAGCAAAAUUAUCUAAAUAAUUCAUAUAAAUAUGUGGAUAUAUAUAUGUAUAAUCUGUAGCAGUACGCAUAUCGUACGUAAUCGUGUUUCCUGUAAUCCCUCAAUCUCUGUACCUAUACAGUUAAUCCCUAAAAUAAUGUUUAAAGUCCAAACGAGA
Drosophila bipectinata is the source of this 6833-nucleotide messenger RNA. NCBI's taxonomy places the organism in Eukaryota, Metazoa, Arthropoda, Insecta, Diptera, Drosophilidae. The record is from RefSeq and is a predicted model, not a curated record.